Messenger RNA from Acanthamoeba castellanii str. Neff, 246 nucleotides. RefSeq lists its product as uncharacterized. NCBI's taxonomy places the organism in Eukaryota, Discosea, Longamoebia, Acanthamoebidae. The record is from RefSeq and is a predicted model, not a curated record. Bases 1 to 246 code for a protein of 81 amino acids. The transcript has a single exon.
AUGAACAACAACAACAACAACAACAACAACAACAACAACAACAACAACAACAACAACAACAACAACAACAACAACAACAACAACAACAACAACAACAACAACAACAACAACAACAACAACAACAACAACAACAACAACAACAACAACAACAACAACAACAACAACAACAACAACAACAACAACAACAACAACAACAACAACAACAACAACAACAACAACAACAACAACAACAAAUUGCAACAAUGA